AUGGAUACAGGCAGCACCCCUCCCUUGAGCCCCCCUUUGCAAAAUUCGUCGUCCCCGCGAGACCAAGAACCGGAUGAUAUCGAGAACCUGCUGAAGUGGGCUGAAGCUCGCAGGGAACGGAAGAUAAGAGGAGAGUAUGAAUCAGCCGUGUUGCAUCUGUCAGAGUUGAUCAACAACAAUCUCUCGACGCCGUUGCGUGUACACUCGGUACGCGUUGAAGGGGCUGAAAAUACCCGGAAUUCGUUUAUCGGAUUCUUGGUGAAACCUUUGAUACCGACGGCGGAGGGCAGCAAUGUUGAAGAGGUUCUUCAUGCGACGCGCCGGAUUUCGGAUCUACUGCAGCGGGCAGAUAUCUUUGCGUCGGUGGAGGCACGCCUUGAGCAUGCAAAAGAUGUGAUGGCGAGCCCGCGAGAUGUCGACGUCGUCGUCAAGACGAAGGAAAAAGGCCGUUUUUUCGUCAAGUCCGCUACGGAGUUUGGGAACAACGAAGGCAGCGCGAGUAUCACUGCACGUGUACGGAAUGUUUUUGGAGGCGCGGAGAUGUUUGAAGCGAACGUUUCCACUGGUACGACGACGAGGCAGUCUUAUCACGGAACACUGUCAGCGCCGAUUACGCCUGACCUCGCCACGCGGGCAGAACUUGCUAUUUUUGCGAUGCAGCGGGACAAUACGGGUUUUGCGAGUUGCUGGGAGUCUCUUCAGGGCCUCAAGGCUAUUCUCAGGAAUGGGACUCCGACGACAGGGAUACAUGAAUUGGCUUAUGAGGGAGUAUUGAGGAAUAUUGGAGGGUUGACGCCGACGGUGUCGAUGAGCAUGCGGCAUGCUGCUGGUACGACAUCCAAGUCGUCUGUGUCUUACGCGUACACGCUGGACACCCGAGACGAUAGGAUUAGCGCGUCGCGAGGCGUAUACGCUAAGCUGUACCAGGAAAUGGCCGGCUUGGGUGGCGACGCAACGUUUUACAAGGCCGAAGCAGAGACACAAGUUUCUCGCUCUCUUCUGUCAGGAGUGUCGGCUUCUUUGGCUCUCCGUUCCGGACUGAUGUUUGGUAUUUUGCGACCGACGUUGUUCUCUGACCGGUUCCAGCUUGGGGGACCGAUGUCUGUUCGUGCAUUUAAGCCUAACGGUCUUGGUCCGAGGGAUGGACAAGAUACAUUGGGAGGCGAUAUGUAUUGGUCUGCUGGAGUGAGCGUCGUCUCAAAUCUGCCUUUGAAGCCGGAUUGGCCCCUGAAAACGCAUGCAUGGAUAAAUGGUGGGCGAUUAGACAACAUGGAUAAAUCUCGUUCGGUGAUUGAGAAUGUGAAAGACAUGGUAACGCGACCGUCUGUCUCAGCAGGGGUUGGACUCAUUUAUCGGUUCGAUCCGGUAAGGGUGGAGGUCAAUUUCGGACUGCCUCUGGUGGCGAAUAAAAGUGAUGGUCUUAGGAGAGGUAUUCAAGUUGGGAUCGGACUUGAAUUUCUGUAG
Molecule: messenger RNA, 1464 nt
Organism: Guyanagaster necrorhizus
Lineage: Eukaryota; Fungi; Basidiomycota; Agaricomycetes; Agaricales; Physalacriaceae
Product: mitochondrial protein
Exons: 8
Coding region: 1-1464 (487 amino acids)
Biological process (GO): protein insertion into mitochondrial outer membrane
Cellular component (GO): outer membrane
Source: RefSeq, a predicted model, not a curated record